UCUGGUCGAGGAGACCGUGCUGCGAGUUCGGCAGAGCGAAGUGAGCAAAUCAGUGAGCGGAGAGGCAUCGCCCUAGAUAACGGUAGAGUUGUGUACAGUGUCGUCGUGGUGUCUUUUCUCUUGUUAUACACACACAAAACACACACGCGAGGUCUUACACACAGUCAGACAGACAUACCGACAAAAAUACACAUACGUGAAAGGAGAGAAUACUAUAAAAGAAUACGGGCAAGAACGAAGAGAUAGAGACAGGAAGGAGCAGUUUGUGGAUUAGGUUUCUUGCUUAAAAAAACCGUUCUCACACUCUCAAUAAAUACACUCACAUGGACACGAAUAGAUAUAUAUAUUGACAUAUAUAUAUUUAACUGAACUGGAAAUACACAUUCGUGUAACGUCGUGAGAUUAACGACAAGUAUCGAAGAGAGGAAAGAGUGAGAGAGUCGAUAGGAGGCGUUGUGUUAGUGGAUACAACACUUUCGACAACGAGCAACACAGGACACAAAAUUGAGACUCCCCGGGCGAGCAAUCAGCUCGCUUUUUCCUUCACGAAAUUUUAUACAAAAUUCUAGUUAAAAACUUACAAUUGUUAAAACCAUAGUUUUUUUAAAUAAUAGUGCGGUUCAACGAGAAAAAAAAGAAGUUGAAAAAGCACCAGUGUGACACACGCAGUCCGGUGCCUCAGUAUCCCUCAACCCCUCCCUCACCUCUUUGCUUUCUCUCUCUGGCUCGUGCAGUUGCACCAGCGGUUUCUAACAUAACGUGCGUUUCGUUACACGGUGAGAACACGCCAGCGUGCGCGGUGCUACUCAGUGCGACUUUUUGUUACGAUAGUUCAAUUUAAUAAAUUAUUAAUAAAUAACGAAAAAUUAUAAAAACGAAGGUGUAAGUGGAGGAAAGUACGAUUAAACUGUGUGUCUGAAACAUCGAUGAACUCAUGGCCGUGCAGUGACGAGCCGGACGCGAGGGAACCAUUACUUAGCUAAUAAAGUACGAGAGAAAGAGAGACAAAUCAUUCACUCGGUUAACCGAGCUUUCAGUUUAAACAACGAAAUAAUCAAUUUUUAAACUCGUUCGUUUUAUUAAUGUGCAUUUACAAAAAAUUUAUGAAUACUUCAUAAACGUGUAUAUAUAUAUAUAUAUUUACACGCACAUAAACGCGGACGUACUACUCCGAACAGCGUAUAAUCGCCGGGGAUCGGGCGAGGCGCGAGCGCGACAGAGAUAAACGUCGCCCUCUCUCUCUCUCUCUCAACGAGUGAAAGAAGAAAACGAGGCUCAAAGUUGUAUAUCUUUCUUUCGCGUGGGACGAGUUUGGUGCGUGUGACUACGAUCCGUAACGAAAUAAACGGGAAUUAAGGAACGAGAUACAUUAUAAAAUACGGGGUUCGAGGCACACGAAGACACACGAAUUUUUACGAAGAAAGGCCAAGUUUCAAGACUUUUUACUAAAAGUCUAGCGGGAUAGGCAAAAGAUCUAUCUCGCUGAAAGAGAAAGACGACAAGACGUGGCGGAUUCGGUGACCCAUCGGCUGUGACGACGAGCACAGAUAGAUAGAUAAAGAGAGAGAGAGAGAGAGAGUGAGAGACUGAGAGAAAUGCGUGAAUAUAAGAUAGUAGUUUUGGGAAGCGGAGGUGUCGGCAAAUCUGCCCUCACGGUACAGUUCGUACAGGGUAUUUUCGUCGAGAAAUAUGACCCAACGAUCGAGGACAGCUAUCGCAAGCAGGUCGAAGUUGACGGACAACAGUGCAUGCUGGAAAUUCUGGAUACAGCUGGCACGGAACAAUUCACAGCCAUGAGGGACCUUUACAUGAAAAAUGGCCAGGGUUUCGUUCUCGUGUACUCGAUAACGGCGCAAUCGACGUUCAACGAUCUUCAGGAUCUCAGGGAACAGAUAUUACGAGUGAAAGACACGGACGACGUGCCGAUGGUCUUAGUCGGUAACAAAUGUGACUUGGAGGAUGAAAGGGUAGUCGGCAAAGACCAGGGUGUCAAUCUUGCCCGGCAAUUCAAUUGCGCCUUUAUGGAGACCUCUGCCAAAGCUAAAAUAAAUGUUCAUGACAUUUUCUACGACCUCGUACGACAAAUCAACAAAAAAUCACCGGAGAAGAAGAUAAAGCAAAAAAAGAGAGGGAUGUGCCUGCUGUUGUAAGGUGUGAAAUACGGCGGUGGCCGUAUGAAGCCGGACAUCAUAAUAAUUCAACAACCAUGUGUGUGACGAAAAGCCUGACGUUCGAGAAAGCGAUGAAGGACGAGUUAAAAGGAUUGAAGAAAAAAACAAACAUGAGAUUAAAUAUGACAUGAAAAACAAACGGAAACAAUAAAAUAAGUUUAGCAGAAGGGAGUUUGGAGAGAAGAGAUGAGCCGAGAAAAGUGGUUAAACAAUUGGACCAGCGAUUUCAAAGCCACUAAAUAAAAUCGCGACCGAAUCAAAUUUCAUUAACACAAUAAAUUGAAUGAAAAAAAUCGAUCGAUUAAAACGAUGCGAAAUAACACAAAAUCGUUUGAAGCAAAGAGAGCGAAACUAGUGACUGAACGAGGGCUGAAAAUGUAUAACAAAUGAGUUCGAAGAGAGAUAAUAAAUAUCGCGAUUCAACAAAACUAAUGCGAAAGAAUAAAUAAUUAAAACGAUGUGAAACGAGAGGAAAACUUGCAUAUGUAGAACGACCCUGAACGACGAGGAUAUCGUCAUCUCGGGGGAAAAAGAAGAGAGAGAGAGGGGGGGGGAGAUGGAAAUGUUGUAUAUAAGUUGGUCCUGGGGUGGCUCGUGUGCACGCGCAACAAACAGCGCACAAAGAAUACGAGAUUCACCCCCGCGACGUCGGUUAUCAAUGUAGGAGUUUUUGCAUUAAAGAAGGGACGAGUAAAAAAAACAUGAAAAAAAAAACAAACAAAAUAAAAUUAAAAAAACAAA
Venturia canescens is the source of this 2912-nucleotide messenger RNA. RefSeq names its product RAS oncogene family member Rap1 (gene Rap1). NCBI's taxonomy places the organism in Eukaryota, Metazoa, Arthropoda, Insecta, Hymenoptera, Ichneumonidae. Gene Ontology annotation, molecular function: GTP binding; GDP binding; GTPase activity. The coding region runs from base 1596 to 2150 and encodes 184 amino acids. Gene Ontology annotation, cellular component: plasma membrane. Gene Ontology annotation, biological process: cellular response to cAMP; Rap protein signal transduction; negative regulation of synaptic vesicle exocytosis. The transcript is spliced from 4 exons. The record is from RefSeq and is a predicted model, not a curated record.